AUGACGCGAGAACUCCCGCUCGCGGCGUUGUUCGCGCGCGCCGAUCGCGCGGACGCGUCGGUGGAGACGUGUGAGGCGUUCAGGGACGCCGUGCGCGCGACCGGGGGACUGGGACGGGCGGAGACGUUGGAUGAUUUGGAUCGCAUCGGGCUAAAGCUUGCGCUGGGGCAUCGAUUGGCGGGACGCGCGCACGCGCGAUGCGGACGCGAUGGCGUCGAACGGGCGAUCGAUGCGUUGGAGGCAUUCGUCUCGCUCGUGCGCGAGCUCGAUGGGGUGCCGCGGGAGGAGAUGGCGGCGUGCGAGGGAGAGGAAGAGGGGACGUCGCGGCGGGCGCGGGGCGGAGACGGACGCGCGGAUAAAGUGCGCAGAUUUAAGGCGAAAAGGCGGUGUGAGAAGAGAAUGGAGGAGAUUGAGGAGAUUUUGAAGCGACGAUCGAGGGUGGAGGAGGAAUCUGGGAGUGAAUCCGCGUCGGAGGAGGAUGAGACGGAUCACGACGCGCUCGAGCGGGAGUAUUGGAUGAAACGCAUCGAGCUCGAGACGUACGAGACUUUGGACGAACUCCCGAGCCUGAGAAUGGAGAGAGAGAUGUUUUUGAGACGGGAUGAGCUCGAGGAGGCGCGACGGGCCGAGCGAGAGCGCAUGGACGCGGAUGAGCGCGUCGGACGCGACGCCAGGAUCGAGACGUACACGAUCGAGCGCGAGGACGUGAACGCGCUCGCGGGGCCGUCCAUUCUCACCGCCGAUCCGCGCACGAGAUUCCGAACCGAGGUCUUCAGACCCACGGUGGCGUUACCCACGAUGACGGUCGAGCAGUUCGGCGAGAUCGAGCGUCGGGAGAUGCUCGAACGCGAGCUCCGCUCGGCGGAGCGCGAGCUCGAGCGCGCCGCCAUCCGCGCCGCCAAAACAGAGGAACAAAUCGAGGAAGAAGAGCUCGCCGAGACGCGUCGAUGGGACGCGUUCAAGGACGACAAUCCCUACGGCUCGGGGAACUCCCGGCUCCGGCCGUGUUCGUAG
Molecule: messenger RNA, 1014 nt
Organism: Ostreococcus tauri
Lineage: Eukaryota; Viridiplantae; Chlorophyta; Mamiellophyceae; Mamiellales; Bathycoccaceae
Product: TAP42-like protein
Exons: 1
Coding region: 1-1014 (337 amino acids)
Biological process (GO): regulation of signal transduction; regulation of dephosphorylation
Cellular component (GO): cytosol
Molecular function (GO): protein phosphatase 2A binding
Source: RefSeq, a predicted model, not a curated record